UUAACCUGAGAUUAUGCAAACUGGAAAGGGUUAACGCUGAAGCUGAUAAAACAAAAACAUACUAGUGAGCGAAUUUCUGUUGAAGCCCCAUAGGAAAUUCAGUGGGCCUCCUGUUUCUUUAAACUCUCGCUUUCGUUCCGCAGACACUUUGCAAAGCGGCGGCGGCUCGUCCACGCUGCCCAGCGUUACCUUCCUCCUCCAGCCUCGCGGGUCUGCGGGGCCGAGAGGGCUUCUCGGGGUCAGUAACCGAACUCGUUCUGGUUUGCUUUCUUCACACCCCAACCACUGACACACACGCCCACCCGGGAAUGGCGAACUGUAAUUAACCCUUUGGCGUCCAGGAAGACCCCGCCGGCGGCCGCCGGCCGCUAGAGCAGGGCGGGGUCCCCCGCAGUCGGGCGCAAGGAGGCCGGGGGCUCAGGUGGGGGCUGGCGCGGCUGCGGGCCUGCGAAAGGCGCGAGCCCGGUGCAGGGAUGGCGUCCCGGGGAUGCGGUGGUGCCUCCUGGCCCUCCCCUCCCAGCUCGCCUUCCUCGCCGCCUCUCCCGGGGCUCUGGGCCGCCGGCUGCCGGGGCGCGCCAGGCAGGAGCUGCCCUCUCACUCCCCCUUGGUUUGCUCCCCUGGCUUAAUCUUUAGGCGACUCCGCCGGCAGCGCCAAGGAAACUGCAGCCCUAGGGCAGGUCGCUGCUACGGCUGGUUUCUAGGAGGAAGGUGGGAGAAGCUGGAGGGGCGAAGGGGAGGGAAGAGAGAGGAGGGAGGAGAGUGCCGCGGCAGACCUGGCAAAUUGCGAGCUGCCUUCCCUCCCCAAAGUGUGGAGCGGGAGCGCGGGGGAGCACGGCGGUGGAGGCGCCCCCUCCGCCACCAAACUCCAGGGGCUCAGUGGGGCUCGGGGCCACCUCCUCCUCAGCGAGGAAAACCCUCUCCCAAUAGAUUUCGGCCUGACUACCCCCUCCCCAUUUCUUUCUUCUUCCUCUUCCUUUUUUUUUUUUUUUUUUAAAGACACAUAUUUCUGGCUUCGGACCUCAGAUUGCUUGCUGCAGCCCAAGCCUUCCUAGGACUCAGCUCUUUGGGGCUGCCCAUCCCUGUGGCUGCGAGAGACGACGCGCGUCCGACGUCGGGCGAAGAAAAGAAGAAAAACUUGUUGGAGGGGUUUCGCCAGCCCACGUUAACCCUCUUCCCGCAAAACCAAACCUCCCCCGGGAGCCAUCCCAACACUGGGGAAAGUUCCUCCUGAGCCGACAGCCCUCUUGGAUUUGGAGGCGGCAGCCGCGCCGGCUGUGGAAUUAGAUCUGUUUUGAACCUAGAGGAGCGUAUCGCGGGGGUUCAGAAGUCACUGUGCGGGCACCAGGGUGGUGCCGCCCGUGUGGAGCCGAGAGUUAGCGAGCCCCGGUUGCAAGUGGUCUUUCUUGCCCGCGUUUGCCGUUCUGUUUGGGGUGAGGGCUGCGAGUGCUGUGACAAGUCGCGAAGAGACCCGGGAGUCCGGAGAGGACUGCACUGCCGCUCGCUUUCCCCUCUUCCUUUUCUCAGCUCCGGGUGUGAAAGCCCAGCGAAAUUUACAAAGGCCUCCUGGUCCAGCCCAGACCGGUCUGCAGCUCUCCGCCCGGCUGUCCCCAUUCUCACCGGGAGUCCCCCGAACACUGGGCGCUGGAGGAGGACUAGCGGGGAGGCGAGGGAGGUCGCAGCGGCGGCAUGGCGAGGUUCCCGAGGGCCGACCUCGCCGCUGCAGGAGUUGUGUUACUUUGCCACUUUUUACUGGACCGGUUUCAGUUCACUGAAGGGGAGCCUGGAAAUCAAAUCAAUGAUUGGCAAUAUCAAGUUGCUCAGGCCUUCCCGCAAGCAGAAGAGAAGGUGGAAGUGGACUCACAUGCAUUCAGCCACCGGUGGAAAAGGAGCUCAGAUGCUAUCAGGGCCAUAGACUCGAACCGAGCAAGCAUGGGCCAAGACUCCCCAGAGCCUAGAGGCUUCACAGACCUGCUGCUGGAUGACGGGCAGGACAACACCACCCAGAUUGAGGAGGACACAGAUCACAAUUACUAUAUAUCUCGGAUAUAUGGGCCAUCCGAUUCUGCCAGCCGGGAUUUGUGGGUGAACAUAGACCAAAUAGACAAAGUGAAGAUUCAUGGAAUACUGUCCAAUACUCAUCGGCAAGCUGCAGUAAGCACUUUUACAUUUUGA
Molecule: messenger RNA, 2172 nt
Organism: Manis javanica (Malayan pangolin)
Lineage: Eukaryota; Metazoa; Chordata; Mammalia; Pholidota; Manidae
Source: RefSeq, a predicted model, not a curated record